UUCUUGACAGCCUACAAUUGAUAGUCGCAGCAUCCGCCGCAGCUACAACCCGUCCUAGCGUUCGUUCGUUCGUACGUUUAUCGUCUGUAUUAAGAAAAUCGUUUUUCAAUACCAGACAGAAUAAUAUUGAAACAGUGCUAAAGUAAAUGAUAAAAAAAAUAAAUCGAAAGUUUAGUUAAACCGUUAAUAGUAGAAACACCGAACCCAGCAAAAAAAAAAAAAACAGUGAGUACGGCGAGAGAUAAAGAGUGUGUUUGUUGUGCAUAUUAAGGGAGAGAGAGUGUAGAGAGAGUGCAAUCCGCCGUGUAUGCGACGGAGGCUGGAAUGUUUGUUGAUAGAUUGACCAGAACAACAGCUGCCCGGCGUAGAAGCGGACCACCAAAAUCAAAAUGCCCCAUCGUUCGUCAACAAUGAUUCUGAAGAGUACCCGAAAAUAUGUCAAAUAUUUCUAUAUUUUUCUGGGUACCUCACUCAUUGCCCUGGGCGGAUUUUUUCUCAUCUACUCCCGGCCGUUGCUCGAUCGGUUUAUAGAUAGUCAAAUGAUAUUACGUCCCGGCGCCGAACUAACCAAAAUGUGGGCCACUCCCGAUGUCAAUGUUACGGUGGAUUUUUAUUUUUUCAACUGGACAAAUGCCGAAGAUUUCUAUGACAUGUCCACAAGGCCCAAGUUCAAUCAGGUUGGGCCUUUCAGCUACAUUGAAGUGCCGCAUAAGAAAAUCUUUAAAUGGCAUGACAACAACCACACCAUGGAUUAUGCCAAGAUCCAUUAUUAUCAUUACGAUGCGGAACGAUCCAAGCUAGGCUUGAAUGAUACCUUGGUGUCCAUUAAUGCCCUAAUGGUGGGUGCUGCUGCAAAAUCAAGACAUUGGCCUUACCUGAUGCGUACGGUUAUCGAUAUGGCCUUGAAAUUCUAUAAAAAUGGAGCUGUCUGGACAAGAACUGCUGAUGAAUUCUUUUUCAGGGGAUUCAAUGAUGAAAUUGUCAAUCUAUUGGCCGUACUGCCAGCAUCGCUGCGGUAUAACUUGGGAGUUUUUAUGCCAUGGGAUCGGAUUGGUUAUGCCUAUGCUCGCAAUGGCUCCACCGACUUCCUGGGAACGCACAGCAUACACACCGGAGUCGGUGAUAAGACCAAACUCGGCGAACUUCUCCUGUGGAAGGGUCAAAAUCGCACCAAAGCUUUUAGCAACGGCUGCAAUGCCAUUCAUGCUUCGCCGGGUGAAUUUCAGAAGACCAAUUUGAAAAAAUACGAAUCAAUUGAGUAUUUCUUUACGGAUUUUUGUCGAGCCGUAAAGGCGGACUAUGACAGCGAGGUAUACUAUAGGGGUGUACGGGCUUUUCGUUAUAAAAUUUCGCCGAGUGCCUUUGAUAAUGGUACAACGUACCCCGAAUCGAAAUGUUAUUGCGAUGGUGAAUGUAUGCCGUUCGGGGUAUUCAAUAUCAGCAGCUGUUAUUAUGGUCUACCGAUUCUGAUAUCGAAACCACAUUUUAUGGAUGCCGAUCCGUUUUAUGCGAAUGGGGUGGAGGGAAUGGCGCCCAAUAGGAGUGCACAUGAAACGUAUAUUAUUGUGGAACCACGAACGGGGCUUGUGAUGAAUUUGCAGGGGCGUUUGCAGUUGAAUAUUUACAUAAGGCCCACAACGCAUAUAAGAUCCUUUCCGACGAAACGUAACUUUGCCUUCCCCGUCGCCUGGUUCGACAUGACAAUGGAAGUCUCUGAUUUUGGGGCGAUGACACUACGUCUCCUGACCAAUUUCCCUCUCUAUUGUGAUAUUUUGGGAAUCAUACUAAUUUUAUUAGGCAUCAUUGUGGCCCUGUGGAAACCAUGCCGGGAUCAUUGGAAUAAACGUUAUCUCCAACACAUGGAGAUCAAUACCCUGCCCAGUGAGGAGGAUGAAAAACUUCCAUCCAGUGAUUUAGAAUCCAAAGAUAUUAGCAGUAACAAAGAUUUAUUUGGUCUGCGUUCAAACUUCUCAUCACUGAUGUAUAUCACACAUCCGCGUCGAAGUUUGCCGAUUGUGAUAUCCCAUCUGGAGGGCGAUGAUGAGGCGUGGCGUUCGUGUCUGGACGAGGAGCAGCGGGCUGCAAGUGAAGUGACGUCGUCCGAAGAAUGUGAUACCAGUCUGGAAAUGGACAGUUGAUAGGCUGGCAUUUGUGUUUAGUAGAAUGAGACUAUCUCUUUCUCUCUCUCCUCCUCUAGCUCUCUUUAUUUUCUCUGUGUGUCACAGAUGUAGCAUUUAAGUGAUAUUCUUUUCAUGCUCCCUUUAAAGGUGCAUUUCUCUCCCUCUCUCUCAUUUUUAGGUUAAGGGUAGAUUUUUAUAGAACCACAAAAAAAAACCAAAAUACCAAAUGUUUAUUUUAAUCUAAGUCGAUUAUUAAAAUUCUAGGCCUAAGCUCAUCGUUUUUAGCAUCUCAUCAUCAUCGCUCAUUCGUUCAUUUAAUUUAUAGUCUAGGGCGGGUUUUUGUUACAAAAAGUUAUUGCAUUUGAAAAUGUGAUAAAUCAAUUUUAUUAGGAUGUAAAAAAGAAUAAAUUAAAAU
Molecule: messenger RNA, 2535 nt
Organism: Musca domestica (house fly)
Lineage: Eukaryota; Metazoa; Arthropoda; Insecta; Diptera; Muscidae
Product: protein peste-like
Exons: 6
Coding region: 390-2138 (582 amino acids)
Cellular component (GO): cytoplasm; membrane
Molecular function (GO): scavenger receptor activity
Source: RefSeq, a predicted model, not a curated record